Anastrepha obliqua is the source of this 1956-nucleotide messenger RNA. It is a transcript of the gene Cluap1, whose product is annotated as clusterin-associated protein 1 homolog. Bases 216 to 1709 code for a protein of 497 amino acids. The record is from RefSeq and is a predicted model, not a curated record. Gene Ontology annotation, biological process: cilium assembly. Gene Ontology annotation, cellular component: centrosome; intraciliary transport particle B; cilium. Lineage: Eukaryota; Metazoa; Arthropoda; Insecta; Diptera; Tephritidae. The transcript is spliced from 3 exons.
AUGGCAUUUGUUUUGCCCUCAACCUGUUGCAGUGGACGCUACGCUCCAAGUAACAGUAGCCUAGCAACGGGCGCUUCAAUGAGUCGUAAACAAAUAUUUUAGAGCCACAACAAACCGUUGUUAAGUGGGAAAUUAAAGGUUUACUAAAUUUUGACAGCAAGAAAAAAUUUCAUCUCCUCAAGAAUAAACUUAACAAGAGCCCAAAUAAAGCGAUAAUGUCAUUCAAGGAUGUGCGCGACCUUGCUGAGCACCUCAAGCUGCUCGGCUAUCCGCAUGUGUUCCCUCUGCAAGCACUGGCCAACAAUUUCGGCAGUCUCGCCUCUUUUCAUGUCGUCGCUGAGCUGCUGCAAUGGCUGGCCGGUCUACUUGAGCCAGGCGCUGUGCUGGCCGGCAGCGUAGAGACCGAGAAUGAUCGCGUGCUGCUCAUCCGUUCCGCCACCGAAUUUUUCGUCACCAAAUCGGCCAUCAAACUGAAUCCGCGCAAAUUGUAUGCCUCCUCCGCCGUUACCGCCGUAGAGCUGCAGAAGAUCACGCGCAUGUUAAUAGCACCGCAGCAGUCGGGCGCAGACAAGGACGAUGAGGAGAAUUACCGCAGUCUCAAUCAGGUGGAUAUCGGUGAUAAAAUGGACGAUUUGCGACGCACGCGUGAGCUCUCGGCAGAUUUAACGCAACGUGGCGCUGCGCUGCAUGAGUUACUCGCUAAGGAAAUGUUACACAGGGAAGCGCGUCUCGCGCAAGCCAAUCGUCCCAUGGAGCUGUCAUCAGCAGAGCGCACGCUGAAGAAUGCAAUAGCGGCCGCUCAAUUGAAAUUGCAAUCGAGUCGUGCACAGCUGGAGAAUGCUCGAGUAGAAAUGAAUGCGCUCACUUCGAAAUUGCAACGUAAACGCGCCGAACUGGAGCGUACUAAGCAGCGACUGGAAGCAUUACAGAAAAUACGGCCGGCACACAUGCAAGAGUUCGAGGAUUGCGAAAAGGAGCUGCAGGAGUUGUUUCAAAGGUACUUCUUGCGCUUGCACGUACGCGAUGCGUUGCGCGCGCAAUACGAGGCGCGCACCAAGCGUAGCACCCCCGUCGCCUCACCGAUGUUGCAGAAGGCGCAAGAGUCGUCGAUGCCCUUCAUACCCGAAGGACUGAUUGAGGAUGAUGAUGAUAAUAAUGGCGAGGCGGAGCUGGAUGGCAGUGGCGUGUUGCGACAUGGCAACUUCGGAUUGGAUGCCGAGAUACCAGACAUCCGGGAUGAGGAUAUGAUGCUGCGCAAUAGGAGCUCAUAUAGUGGUUUGUUGGAUGAAGCGGCACGAAAGAUGAACAAGCGGCCCGGCACUGCCACUUCGCGUAAUGGACGCCCAAUUACGGGGCGCAAUCGGCGGCCUCAAGCAGAGCGCGCAGCAGCCGAUGACGGAGGUGAUGGCGGCGCAAUGAGCAGCAUGCUGAGUAAUCGCGCUACGUUGGGCGGCGUGGGCGACGAAGAUGACAGCUCGUUUGGCAGCACCGAUAGUGACUUGGGAAUGGGCGGGAUGCUUAGCAUGGGACGCGGGCCGGCACCAAGUGGCUUAUUGAGCAAUUUGGACUCCGAAUUGGGAGACUUUGUCGAUGAUGAUUUUGACCUCAAUUCAAUGGACGAUAUAAGCAUUUCGAAGAUAACUGGAGAGUUGCCGUUGCGCCCAAAGACCGCAAGUAAGCCGGAUCAUCACAGCGAUGAAGACUUCUAACACAUUCCUCAUGUAAUUGAAAGCAAUACAGUUUGUGAAAUCCAUAAAACGCCGUGGAUUCGUAAGCCAGCACAGAUUUGUUAGUGAUCCUAUCAUUCCCGGAUGGGUAAAAAACCUAGUUUGGGACCACUUAUGACCUUUUUUUUAACAUACAUAUAUUUUUAUAUCAAUAUUACAAACCUAUAAUUAGUGUACAACAUACAAAAGUUGCUAUUUGCAGAAAGCAUCAUUACAUCCUCGAAAAACU